AUGCCACUUCCUCGUUCAAUUAAAGACCUUAUAGAAAACGAUAGUGAAUAUGGCAAUUUAUUUUCGAAAGAAGAUCCAGAAAAAUUAUUCAUUGAUUUACGAGAAAUAGGUCAUGGAAAUUUUGGAGCUGUUUAUUAUGCUCGAAAUUCUGAAACAAAUGAAAUUGUUGCUAUUAAAAAAAUGUCUGCUGGACGAAAACAAAAUGCUGAAACAUGGCAAGAUAUUCUAAAUGAAAUUCGUUUUUUACGUGAACUUAAUCAUCGUCAUUGUAUAGCUUAUCGUGGAUGUUAUUUAAAAGAAUAUACAACAUGGCUUGCUAUGGAAUAUUGUCUUGGUUCAGCAGCUGAUCUUAUUGAAGUUCAUAAAAAACCUUUAAAUGAAGGUGAAAUAGCUACAAUUGUAUGUGAUACUUUAUCUGCACUUGAUUAUCUUCAUUCAAUGCAUCGAAUACAUCGUGAUAUAAAAGCAGGAAAUAUUUUAUUAACGGAAGAUGCUGUCGUUAAAUUAGCUGAUUUCGGUUCUGCUUCAUUUACAAGUCCAGCAAAUAGUUUUGUCGGUACACCUUAUUGGAUAGCACCAGAAGUAAUAUUAGCUAUGGAAAAUGGUCAAUAUGAUGGAAAAGUUGAUAUAUGGUCACUUGGAAUAACUUGUAUUGAACUUGCCGAACGUAAACCACCGUUAUUUAAUAUGAAUCCAAUGUCAGCACUUUAUCAUAUAGCACAAAAUGAUCCACCAACAUUAAUGAUGAAAAAUGAUAAUCAACUAUCAUAUACAAAUGAUUUUAUUUCAUUUAUAGCAAUAUGUUUACAAAAAAAUCCAAAUAAUCGACCAACAGCUAAUGAUCUUCGUGAUACAUCAUUUAUUACAAAUAAUAGUAAUCGAGAAAUACUAAUUGAUUUAAUACGUCGUACAAAAGAAGCUGUGAAAGAAUUUGAUAAUAUACGUUAUCGUCGAAUGAAAAAAGUUUUAAUGGAUAAUGAAGAACAAACUACAUCAAAUACAAAUAUUAGUCAAUCGAAUGAUUUUAUGAAUAUUGAUAUUGAUAGUUCAAGUAAUACUCAAAAUGAUAUUUUAGAUGAUCCAACAUUAGAUGAUGAUGAUGAUACACAAAGUGUAGAUUUUCUAUCUCGAAGUAAUGGUAUACAACUAAAUGAUGAUGAUGAAAGUUUAAAUUCAAGUCGUUCAAGUCUUCAACAACCACCAUCAGCUAUAUUUAAAGGUGUCGUUAUAACAAAACCCUUAUCAACAACAUCUCAACCAAUAAAUAAUCCGAUUUAUACAGGCAUGCCAGCUAAUAUUAGUCGACGUUUUUCCGGUGCUGAUACAACUUUAGCAUCAAAUAUUAAUCAAUCAUCACCAUUACAAAAUAAUAUAAAUGAAUCAAAUGUACAAAUAAGAACUAAUUCAAAAAUUUCUGAUCCUUCAUCAUCACGUCAUAAUCAUCAAUCUGUUAAUGAAUUUUCAACAAUAAAAACUUCACGUAUUGUUAUACGUGAACAACGUGAACAUGAUCAAGAUGAUCAACAACUUGAACAAUUUCGUGGUUAUAAACAAAUGAGACAUCAACAUCAAAAACAACUUAAACAGUUUGAAGAACGAUGUCGUAAUGAAAAAACUGAAUUACGUUCAAAACUUGAACGUGAAUAUAAUAUAUUUCAAGAACAAGUUAAUAUUGAUAAUAAUCGUUUAUUAGAAAAACAUCGUAAAGAAUUAGCUGAUCGAGUUAAAUAUAAUCAAAAUCAUAUGAAAAACUUAGAACGUCAACUAGAUGAUGAUUUAGAAAAUGAAAUUAAACGUUUUCAUCAAGAACAAACAAAACAAUAUAAAAUAAAAAAAGAUGAAUUUAAAAAACAAAUAUUAAGUUCAACAAUGUUAACAAAAAGUGAAAAAGAAGAGGAAAUUCGUCGAUUAAAAGAUGAUUUACAAUUAAAAUUUCGUAAUGAUGAACAAAAAUUACGAACACAAUUAACACAUAAUUAUACAAUUAGACAAUUACAAACAAAACGACAAAAAUUUUUAUUAUUACAUACUCUUGAAAGAAAUUUAUUUGAAGAAAAAUGUACAAAAAGUAUGGAUAUAAUUGUGCAACGACAUGGGUUACUUAAAAAACAUCAUGAACAAACAAAAGAAGUUGAACUUAGACAAUUAACUAAUUUACAUAAAAUGCGAAAUGAUUUUACUCAUAAACAACAUCAAACAGAAAUAAUUAAUUUUAAUGAAUAUAGUAAUCGUCGUCAAAAAGAAUUAAUUAAACGACAUGCAUUAAAUCAAAAACAAUUUCCGAAAAAUAUUAAAAUCAAACAAGCUGAAAUAAAACGUCAAUAUAAAGAAGCAUAUAAUAUUCAAUCUCAACAAUAUAAAGCAUUAAAAGAAAAAAUACGUCAAGAUUAUAUACAUACAACAACAAAUCAAUCACGUGAAGAACUUGAUUCAAAAUUAAAAGCUAUUAAAGAUGAACAACGAAGAAAAUUUGAUACACUUUAUUUACGUUUUGAAGAAGCCGUACAAAAAAUGCUUGAUCAACAAAAUAUAAAACUUAAUUCUGAUCAAGAACGUGAACGCAAUUCAUUAAAAACAACACUUGAUGAAGAUCAACGUAAUUUACUUCAUUUACAAGAAGAAAGUUAUCAUCGUAUGGAACAACAACAUGCUGAUGAAAGACGACAAUUAGAACGAAAUAUUGAAGAUCGUUUAAGAAAACUUAAUGAACAGAUGCAACAUGAAUUAGCUGAAUAUAAUGAAGAUCGUAUUCAACAACUUUCAAUACUUCUAGAAAAACAACGAUGUGAAUUAUUACAAUUAGAUAAUGAAAUAACAAAAUUAGGUAUUAAUAUUACUGAUUUAACUGAUACAAUGCAAGAUAUACAUUUUUUUACUGCUAAUACAGCUGUUCAAUUAUUUCCACAUGAUAAACAAAUGUUAACAAGAAAUUCUCAACAUAAUAAUCGUGCUUCAGUGAUCAGUUUACAACAUUCAAAUAGUUCAAAUACAACGAAUGGUAAUGGAACAACUACACAUAAACAUAUUAUGAAUAAUAACAGUGCGAAUCAUGGAGCAGUUGUAGUCGAGCAAUCGACAACGCCUACUGCACCAAUUCAUGAAGUAACAGAAGUACCUGCAACAACACAAGUCACUCCGUUGGAUGGACCACCACCAGCAUACGAAGUGACUCCGACAUCAAACAAUAAUCAAAAUGAUACUGAACAAGAUAAUAGUGGUGCAGCAGCAGCAGCAGCAGCAGCAGCAGCAGGAAUUAUUGAACCGCCACCACCAUAUUGUCUUGUUGAUCCAAGUAAAAUUCGUAAUAUGGAUCAUUUACCACAUUAUCCACAUCCAUCACCUGUAGAAAUCAUUGAGCUUAAUGCGAACAGUAAUAAUAGCACUGAACAAUCAUCUCGUCAACAUAAUCAAGCAGCUAUAGCUGCUUGGCUCUCAUCUGGUUCAAAUAUGGAUAUUGGUACUGAUUGUACGUUUUUAAUGGCUUUUGUUAUUGCCUUCUUUUUCAAUUGGCUUGGUUUUCUUGCUGUGGUUUGUCUUAUACCAACAAUAGCCGCACGUUUUGGUGCCAUGUCUGGUUUUGGUUUAAGUGUGGCUAAAUGGAUAACCGUUAUGCGUUAUCAUGAAUUUAAUAAUUCAUCAUAUAUUGGAUCUGGUAAUAUGUCAACAACAUUUCAUCGAACAACAGUUCAUGAUCCAGCACAAAAUUUUGUUUUUGCUAUUGUUUUAUUUGCCGGAUUUUUUCUUUUUGUUCGUGGUUUAAUAUCAUAUAUAGCAGUUAAAAAUCGUGCGAAUCAACAUGGACAAACUGCAGAUGUUUUUACUUGGUACUAA
This is a messenger RNA of Rotaria sordida, 3831 nucleotides long. NCBI's taxonomy places the organism in Eukaryota, Metazoa, Rotifera, Eurotatoria, Philodinida, Philodinidae. The record is from the annotation of a GenBank genome assembly.